This is a messenger RNA of Pieris brassicae (large cabbage white), 2247 nucleotides long. RefSeq names its product set1/Ash2 histone methyltransferase complex subunit ASH2 (gene ash2). Bases 190 to 1863 code for a protein of 557 amino acids. Lineage: Eukaryota; Metazoa; Arthropoda; Insecta; Lepidoptera; Pieridae. Gene Ontology annotation, cellular component: Set1C/COMPASS complex. The transcript is spliced from 10 exons. Gene Ontology annotation, molecular function: protein binding; transcription cis-regulatory region binding. The record is from RefSeq and is a predicted model, not a curated record.
UUCAAAAAUCGACAUUGCAAACAACCUGUGCAAUACUACAAACAAAUUGCGAUCUAAAUAAUUAUAAAUUAUAAAAGUGUUCAAGUAUUAACCUGUCUAUGCUAACUAUUUUAAGAAAAUGUUUUAAUUAUUAUGUUGCGUUAUUACUAAUGUAAAAUAGGUUUCGUUGAGCUUAACAGACUUUAUGGAAUGGAAAUCUCUUCUAAAAAUUCGAAUAACUCUCAGACAAUGGAAUCUCAAAAAGCGGGGGAAAAUGUCGAUAAAAACAAACACAAAAACGCGAAUGAUACUCAUGGGCAUUGUUACUGCGGUAAAGAUCGAAAUCUGAAUAUAGUUGAACUCCUUUGUGCUUCUUGCAACAGGUGGUUUCACGAAUCAUGUAUUGGAUAUCAGUUGGGGAAAUUGGUUCCAUUCAUGACAAAUUACUUGUUUAUAUGUAAAAAUUGUUCUCCUACCGGCUUGGAAACAUUCAAAAAGAAUCAAGCGCCUUUUCCCCAAAUGUGUCUUACUGCCCUUGCCAAUCUCCGACAAGAAAGUGUAAAAGAUGGCAGUAAUAAGACAAUGUUUGGUAAGGACAGAGAAAUUAUUCCAUACAUUGAUCAGUACUGGGAGGCCAUGACAACAAUGCCUCGAAGAGUUACACAAUCUUGGUAUGCAACAGUGCAAAGAGCAUUAAUUAAGGAUAUUCAAGUUAUGUUUACAUAUGAAGAAGACGCCAAUCAAGGGCCAAUGUAUGGAUUAUUUAACAUUGAGCUGACAAAUAUUAAGCCUAAUUAUGAGGCAAUGAUAAAACAGGGACAAUUGAAAGUUACCGAUAUGGGCAUAGCAACAAUACCACUAGCGGGUAACGUAAAGGGUAGGCAAGGAAAGCGACGUCCGGCAGUUGGUACGGAGACAGGAGCUCCCGUUGGCAAGAAGGGUCGCUCGAGUGACUUGAGCUCCUUGAAGCUACCCUCACACGGCUAUCCCACAGAGCAUCCAUUCAACAAAGAUGGAUAUCGUUAUAUACUUGCCGAGCCAGACCCACAUGCGCCGUUUAGGCAGGAGUUUGACGAAAGUAACGAAUGGAGCGGCAAGCCGAUACCUGGAUGGUUGUACCGCUCUCUUUGUCCAGGUGUAGUGCUGCUGGCAUUACAUGACCGCGCGCCGCAAUUAAAAAUUGCUGAAGACAGAUUAGCUGUCACUGGAGACAAGGGCUAUUGUAUGGUGCGAGCUACACAUGGUGUUUCUCGUGGAAUCUGGUACUGGGAAGCGAGUGUAGAAGAAAUGCCCGAAGGGGCGGCGGCGCGCGUUGGCUGGGGUCGAAGGUACGCCAAUCUGCAAGCCCCACUGGGGUACGACAAGUUUGGGUAUUCCUGGCGAAGCCGUAAAGGCACUAGAUUUCACGAAUCACGCGGAAAGCACUACAGCAACAGCUACGGCGAAGGCGACACUUUAGGCUUCCUCAUAGUGCUGCCUGAGAGUCAUUCCACCAAAUACACGCCCAACACUUACAAAGAUAGACCGUUAGUAAAAUUCAAGAGCCAUCUGUACUACGAAGACAAAGACAACAUUCAAGAAUCUCUAAACAAUUUGAAGGCACUCGCGGGUAGUCGAAUAUUUUUCUUCAAAAAUGGCGAAUGUCAGGGCGAGGCUUUCGCGGAUGUGUACCAGGGAUGUUAUUAUCCGUCCGUUUCGUUGCACAAAAAUUGUACAGUUAGUGUUAACUUUGGACCUAAUUUUAAAUGUCCCCCAAACACUGAACAAUCAUAUAGACCGAUGUCAGAAAAAGCUGAAGAAGCAAUAUGCGAACAAACCAUGGCGGACUUAUUAUAUCUGACAGAGAAUGAAGGGAAACUGAGAUUGGAUAAUUUCAAUCUCUGAUAUAACUAACACCGUUGAACGGUGUUUAUAAUGCUAAGGGACUCAAAUAUGUGAAAGUGUUAAUGGCAUUAUCAAUUAGAUUGAGCAAAACUUAAUUCUACUACUGUAUUAUAUUUAUGCAGUAUAAUAAUUGUAAAUUUGUAGUAAUUGGCUAAACAAUGUCUAAAAAUGAAUGUCAUUUGAGAAGAAAAUAGGAAAAUAACCUUAUAAUGUCGAGCUGUGUUUUUCUCUGAAAAUGACUUCUGUACAGUUUAUUAAAUUAAUUAAAAUAAGCAAGGACAAUUAUGACUUAACUACAUUAUAAUCAUGGCAUAAAUAUUUUUCAAUAAGAAUUGCAGUGUCGAAAUUUGUGAGUAUGCUUCUGUAAAAAAAAGGAUAUUUUUU